CAAUUAUCGACAACAACCAAACCUCGCGACCUUCAGCUUCAAGGCUCCUAGAUAUACAAAGUUUUGCUUUCACAACAACACCCUUCUAUCGCCCAUCGACUGUGUCUAGUGCAUGCUUCAUCGUCGGUGGCUGCGCUUGUGAUUCCUGCUUCUCGCAUUUUCUGCGCCGUGCGUGUGCCCGUCUGGGAGAGUUCACGGCUUCUAAGGACUCGUCGCGUGACUACUUGCAGUGUUCUGUUCAUCGCGAGAAGUAGUUGCGUCUAGAAACUACACCGCGUCGCUCCAUCCACGGACUAUUGUGAGCCACCAUAUAAUCUCCCAGUGUACGGGCGACACCACUCUGGACAAACCUGACGAUCACAUCCAAACCUCCCAUCUCCCUCCCCCCCAACAUCAGGAACCACAUCAUCCACCAUGGCACCCGCAACACCCCCCGAGACCCCAACCUCACCUCAGAAGCCCCCCAUCCACAACAUCCUACUCACCCUCCCCCGCACCUCCUCGCACCUCCUAACCCGCAUCCUGAACCUCCCGUCCCAGCCGUCCAUCCACCGGCACCCCUCGGACGGCUACUUCUUCCUCGCGCCCACCGUCCAACGCUUCUCGCACCACCUGGCCGGCAAGCCGCUUCCGGCCUGGACGUCCGACGAGCGCGACGCCCUGCGCGACGCAUUCCAGACGUCGUACGAGGAGCUCGAGGCCUUCCACUCCGCCGUCGUGGCGGCCGGCAAGUCGUCCUACGUCAAGAUCCACGUGAACUGGCUCAUCGAGCCGGUGUCCGAGACGUCGUUUCUGUUCCCCGACCUCGAGCAGCAGCAGCUGUUGCCCGCGCCGUGGACGGUGCAGACGGCAUCGCAGGGCCCGGACGCGACGAAGAGUGCGCUGAAUGAGACGGCGGUGCCGGAUGAGGUGCUGCGGGGAUGGAGGCCGACGUUUCUGGUGAGGCACCCCGCGCUCGUGUUCCCGAGUUUGCUGAGGACGGCGAUUGAUAAUGAGGGGGUGGAGAGCGUGCUUAAGGGUGAGGCGACGCAGAGGUGGGAGGCGACGUUUCAUUGGUCGAGGGCGCUGUAUGAGUUUUAUGAUGGGGAUGGGGAGGGGGAGGGGAGGGAGUCGAGGGUCGAGGGCGUGAGGUAUCCGAUUGUGGUUGAGGCGGAUGAUGUGGUGGGGAGGCCGGAGGUCGUGAGGUUGUAUGCUAGGGCUGUCGGGUUGGAUGAGAAGUUGGUUAGGUAUGAAUGGGAGAGGGCGAGUGAGACGGAGGUUGCGGGUUUGAGUAAGGUCGAGAGGAGGAUGAAGGAUACUUUGCUGGGGAGUCGGGGCAUCGUGGGAGGGAAGACGGCGGAGGGGCUGGUGGUUGAGGAUGAGGUCGUGAAGUGGGGGAAGGAGUUCGGGGAGGUGUUGGGGGAGAGGUUGAGGGUGCUAGUUGAGGCGAGUAUGGCGGAUUAUGAGUGGUUGAGAGAGAGGAGGUUGAGGCUUCCGUAGCCAGGUUGUGAUGAUGAGUUUGCUUUGGCGGGCGUUAAAAAUUUCAUACUGUGAUCUUCAUAUUUGAAGUUGUUGUCAUCUGAUGCCCUGAUAUUCAUGUCUACAAACCAUAGAUUCGGGGCAGAACGACAUCAAGAUCAACUCAACAUCUGGAACCCGUGGCAACCCCAAGCACUUCAGACGAAACGGGAGUAAUAGUUGAGCCGUGUGAGGGCAUUAUCACCCACCGACGACUAUCAUCACCACAUUGAAUCAGGACUCACCGCCUCGUCGACUGGUUCCAUAUCUGAAACUUCAUAUGAAGAACAAAUGUAGAACAUAUGUAGGUCACACUAAGAUCACACUAAGGUCACAAACUGGCACGGAUUAGCAGAGACUGGCACAGAUUAGC
Messenger RNA from Aaosphaeria arxii CBS 175.79, 1870 nucleotides. RefSeq lists its product as uncharacterized. Bases 415 to 1479 code for a protein of 354 amino acids. The transcript has a single exon. NCBI's taxonomy places the organism in Eukaryota, Fungi, Ascomycota, Dothideomycetes, Pleosporales. The record is from RefSeq and is a predicted model, not a curated record.